AGAAUUACCAAGGAGGAAAUUUCUGUGAAAGAAACCGUCUCAAAAACUGUGGAAGAGGAGACGAAGCUCUCGGAGAAGGAAGUCGUCGAGGAAGAAAAGAUUUCAAAGGAAGAAAUAUCCAUAAAGGAAAUUGUUGAAAAGGAGAGUAUUUCAAAGGAGGUUACUGAGGAGGAAAAAAUCUCAAAGAUCGAAAUUACCGAAGAAAAAGCUACAACGGAAGACAUAUUAUGGGCGAAAGAAAAAAUAGAUUUUGCUAAAGAAAAGGCAAUAUCUGAUACGGAAAUUGUGGAAGACCUAACGAAAGAGGAAAUAGCCAAACAGGAAAUACUGAGGAAAGAAGAAAAGGAAAUUCAAGAGAUUGUGAAAGCAACAACCAUAAAGGAAGAAGUAUCAAAGACGGAGAGUAUAGAAGAAAUAGUUACCAAAGAAGAAGUGUCAAAAGCAAUAACCGUAACAGCUGAGAUGGUGGCAAAGGAGGGAAUUUCAAAGGAAAAAACAGAAGAAGAGAAGUUGAUAACGGAAGAAGUCACGAAAGAAAUUCUUAAGAAGGAUGGAAAGAUUGAGAAGGAAGACAUUGUAGAGGACAUUUCAGAGAAAAUGAUUAUGGAAGAAGAAAAAAUCAUGAAAGAAGAAAAGGGGAAACCAGUGAUUAAGGAAGAGAAGCCCUCAAAGGAAGACAUUCCUGCAUUAAAGGAAGCAACUGAAGAAAUGCCGAAAAAAGACACUGCUUUGGAUGAGAAAGUGUCAAAAGAUAUCCUGAAGAAAGAUACAGUAGUCGAAGAUAUUACAGAGCAAGUCUUAAAGAAGGAAGAAAUAUUUGAUGUCACAAAGGAAGUUAAGGUUGCUAAAGAGGAGGUAACAACUGAAACAGUUACUGAAGAUGUGAUUAUUGCUAAAGGGGAAAUUGCAAAGGCGACGGAGAAAACUAUAACUGAAUUCACCACAGUGGCAAGUGAAGAAGAGGAGAGAAUGCGAGGUGUGAAACGAGACCUCUCCCCAACAGAAAGUGUUGAGAGUAGCAUUAGCAGUGAUAUCAGUGGCAAGCCUCCCCCUAGUGAUGGUGUUUUACAAAUUGAAGAACAGAUUAUUAGCGACAAGGUUUCAAUAUCUUCAGUAAGUGAAGUCAGUGAGAAGGGCCUAAAGUCUGAACCAGAUACAACUGAAAAGUCAGAUAUUUUAGCGCCUACAUCUCCUACAAGUGAUGUAUCUGUUAGUGCCAAGAGCGAUAUUCUUUCUAAAGAUGUUUUAGGAAAAGACAUUCCAAAAGAUAUUUCAGAAGAGGAAAAAGCUCCUGUAUCUCCAACAAGUGACGUAUCGAUCAGCACAAAGAGUGACCCCUUCAAAGAAGAAUAUAUGGAAAGGGUAACAAAGAUAAGUGACACUUCAAGUGUAAAGAGUGACAUAAGUGACAAGGAAAUUACAGGUCUAAAACUUUCAAUUGAUGUCACCAAAAAGCCAACUGAUGAGUCCCUAGCGUCUCUGUCGCCAAAGAGCGACAUCUCAGUCAGUGCAAAGAGCGAUACUAGUGCUAAAGUUCCUGAAGAAUCAACCACCGCCGAAUUGGACGGCAAAGAUGAAGCCCCUGAAUCACCUAGGAGUGACAUUUCAGUUAGUGUCAAGGAUGAAAUAGCAAUGGAUAUUGAAAAAGUAAUUGAAAUGAGAAAAAGUAUUACAAAAGAUAUCCGAGCUACAGAAACAGCAACUGCGCCGGCAGAAAAAGCCACUGAAAAAGUUCCUAUUUCUCCUACAAGUGAUAUUUCAGUCAGUGCAGCUAGUGAUAUUAGUGCCAGAGAAGUUAAAAGUGACUUAACCUCUAAAAAAGAGGAUAUCCUGAAAAUAGAUGUGACGAGCAAACCUACUGUUCAACCUUCAAUUUCCCCUGUUAGUGCUAAAAGUGAUGUGAGUUCUAAGAAAGAAGACGUUUUAGAAAUUGAUGUAUCUAAAGAAGCAACCGAAGAAGCACCUAUUUCUCCUAAAAGUGAUAUCUCUGUUAGUGCUAAGAGUGAUGUUAGUUCUAAAAAGGAAGACAUAUUUGGCACCGAUGUGUCUAAGAAACCAAAAGAAGAAGCACCUCUUUCUCCCACGAGUGACAUCAGUGUUAGUGCUAAAAGUGAUGUUAGUUCUAAAAAAGAAGAUAUUUUAGAUAUUGACGUAUCAAAGAAACCAACAGAAGAAGCACCUAUUUCUCCCAAGAGUGACAUCUCUGUUAGUGCUAAGAGUGAUGUUAGUUCUAGAAAAGAAGACUUAUUUGGUAUUGAUGUAUCAAAGAAACCAACAGCCGUAUAUGGCAUCGACGUAUCAACGAAACCAACAGAAGAGGCACCUAUUUCUCCUAAGAGUGACAUCAGUGUUAGUGCAAAGAGUGAUGUUAGUUCUAAGAAGGAAGACAUAUUUGGUAUUGAUGUAUCAAAGAAACCAACAGAAGAAGCACCUAUUUCUCCUAAGAGUGACAUCUCUGUUAGUGCUAAGAGUGAUGUUAGUUCUAAGAAGGAAGACAUACUUGGUAUUGACGUAUCAAAGAAACCAACAGAAGAAGCACCUAUUUCUCCUAAGAGUGACAUCAGUGUUAGUGCUAAGAGUGAUGUUAGUUCUAAGAAGGAAGACAUAUUUGGUGUUGACGUAUCAAAGAAACCAACAGAUGAAGCUCCUAUUUCUCCUAAGAGUGACAUCAGUGUUAGUGCUAAGAGUGAUGUUAGUUCUAAGAAGGAAGACAUAUUUGAAGAAGCACCUAUUUCUCCUAAGAGUGACAUCUCUGUUAGUGAUAAGAGUGAUGUUAGUUCUAAGAAGGAAGACAUAUUUGGUAUUGACGUAUCAAAGAAACCAACAGAAGAAGCACCUAUUUCUCCUAAGAGUGACAUCUCUGUCAGUGCUAAGAGUGAUGUUAGUUCUAAAAAGGAAGACAUAUUUGGUAUUGACGUAUCAAAGAAACCAACAGAAGAAGCACCUAUUUCUCCCAAGAGUGACAUCUCUGUCAGUGCUAAGAGUGAUGUUAGUUCUAAAAAGGAAGACAUAUUUGGUAUUGACGUAUCAAAGAAACCAACAGAAGAAGCACCUAUUUCUCCCAAGAGUGACAUCUCUGUCAGUGCUAAGAGUGAUGUUAGUUCUAAAAAGGAAGACAUAUUUGGUAUUGACGUAUCAAAGAAACCAACAGAAGAAGCACCUAUUUCUCCCAAGAGUGACAUCUCUGUCAGUGCUAAGAGUGAUGUUAGUUCUAAAAAGGAAGACAUAUUUGGCAUCGACGUAUCAAAGAAACCAACAGAAGAAGCACCUAUUUCUCCUAAGAGUGACAUCAGUGUUAGUGCUAAGAGUGAUGUAAGUUCUAAAAAGGAAGACAUAUUUGGUAUUGACGUAUCAAAGAAACCAACAGAAGAGGCACCUAUAUCUCCCAAGAGUGACAUCUCUGUUAGUUCUAAGAAGGAAGACAUAUUUGGUAUUGACGUAUCAAAGAAACCAACAGAAGAAGCACUUAUUUCUCCCAAGAGUGACAUCUCUGUUAGUGCUAAGAGUGAUGUUAGUUCUAAGAAGGAAGACAUAUUUGGUACUGAUGUAUCAAAGAAACCAACAGAAGAAGCACCUAUUUCUCCCAAGAGUGACAUCAGUGUUAGUGCUAAGAGUGAUGUUAGUUCUAAAAAGGAAGAGAUAUUUGGUAUUGAUGUAUCAAAGAAGCCAACAGAAGAAGCGCCUAUUUCUCCUAAGAGUGACAUCUCUCUUAGUGCUAAGAGUGAUGUUAGUUCUAAAAAGGAAGACAUAUUUGGCAUUGACGUAUCAAAGAAACCAACAGAAGAAGCUCCUAUUUCUCCUAAGAGUGACAUCAGUGUUAGUUCUAAGAAGGGAGACAUAUUUGGUACUGACGUAUCAAAGAAACCAACAGAAGAAGCACCUAUUUCUCCCAAGAGUGACAUCAGUGUUAGUGCUAAGAGUGAUGUUAGUUCUAAAAAGGAAGACAUAUUUGAAGAAGCUCCUAUUUCUCCUAAGAGUGACAUCUCUAUUAGUGCUAAGAGUGAUGUUAGUUCUAAGAAGGAAGACAUAUUUGUGGCUAAGAGUGAUGUUAGUUCUAAGAAGGAAGACAUAUUUGGUAUUGACGUAUCAAAGAAACCAACAGAAGAAGCACCUAUUUCUCCUAAGAGUGACAUCUCUAUUAGUGCUAAGAGUGAUGUUAGUUCUAAGAAGGAAGACAUAUUUGGUAUUGACGUAUCAAAGAAACCAACAGAAGAAGCACCUACUUCUCCCAAGAGUGACAUCUCUGUCAGUGCUAAGAGUGAUGUAAGUUCUAAGAAGGAAGACAUAUUUGGUAUUGACGUAUCAAAGAAACCAACAGAAGAAGCACCAAUUUCUCCCAAGAGUGACAUCUCUGUUAGUGCUAAGAGUGAUGUUAGUUCUAAAAAGGAAGACAUAUUUGGUAUUGACGUAUCAAAGAAACCAACAGAAGAAGCACCAAUUUCUCCCAAGAGUGACAUCUCUGUUAGUGCUAAGAGUGAUGUUAGUUCUAAAAAGGAAGACAUAUUUGGUAUUGACGUAUCAAAGAAACCAACAGAAGAAGCACCUAUUUCUCCUAAGAGUGAUGUUAGUUCUAAAAAGGAAGACAUAUUUGGUAUUGACGUAUCAAAGAAACCAUCAGAAGAAGCACCUAUUUCUCCUAAGAGUGACAUCAGUGUCAGUGCUAAGAGUGAUGUUAGUUCUAAGAAGGAAGACAUAUUUAAAGAAGCACCUAUUUCUCCUAAGAGUGACAUCAGUGUCAGUGCUAAGAGUGAUGUUAGUUCUAAGAAGGAAGACAUAUUUGGUAUUGACGUAUCAAAGAAACCAACAGAAGAAGCACCAAUUUCUCCCAAGAGUGACAUCUCUGUUAGUGCUAAGAGUGAUGUUAGUUCUAAAAAGGAAGACAUAUUUGAAGAGGCACCUAUAUCUCCCAAGAGUGACAUCAGUGUUAGUUCUAAGAAGGAAGACAUAUUUGGUAUUGACGUAUCAAAGAAACCUACAGAAGAAGCACCUAUUUCUCCCAAGAGUGACAUCUCUGUUAGUGCUAAGAGUGAUGUUAGUUCUAAGAAGGAAGAUAUAUUUGAUGAAGCACCUAUUUCUCCUAAGAGUGACAUCAGUGUUAGUGCCAAGAGUGAUGUAAGUUCUAAGAAGGAAGACAUAUUUGAAGAAGCACCUAUUUCUCCUAAGAGUGACAUCUCUGUUAGUGGUAAGAGUGAUGUUAGUUCUAAGAAGGAAGACAUAUUUGGUAUUGACGUAUCAAAGAAACCAACAGAAGAAGCACCUAUUUCUCCUAAGAGUGACAUCUCUGUUAGUGGUAAGAGUGAUGUUAGUUCUAAGAAGGAAGACAUAUUUGGUAUUGACGUAUCAAAGAAACCAACAGAAGAAGCACCUAUUUCUCCCAAGAGUGACGUCUCUGUUAGUGCUAAGAGUGAUGUUAGUUCUAAAAAGGAAGACAUAUUUGAAGAAGCACCUAUUUCUCCUAAGAGUGACAUCUCUGUUAGUGCUAAGAGUGAUGUUAGUUCUAAGAAGGAAGACAUAUUUAGUAUUGAUGUAUCAAAGAAACCAACAGAAGAGGCACCUAUUUCUCCUAAGAGUGACAUCAGUGUUAGUGCCAAGAGUGAUGUUAGUUCUAAAAAGGAAGACAUAUUUGAAGAAGCACCUAUUUCUCCUAAGAGUGACAUCAGUGUCAGUGCUAAGAGUGAUGUUAGUUCUAAGAAGGAAGACAUAUUUGAAGAAGCACCUAUUUCUCCCAAGAGUGACAUCAGUGUUAGUGCUAAGAGUGAUGUAAGUUCUAAGAAGGAAGAUAUAUUUGUAUCAAAGAAACCAACAGAAGAGGCACCUAUUUCUCCCAAGAGUGACAUCAGUGUUAGUUCAAAGAAGGAAGACAUAUUUGAAGAAGCACCUAUUUCUCCUAAGAGUGACAUCUCUGUUAGUGCUAAGAGUGAUGUUAGUUCUAAAAAGGAAGACAUAUUUGGUAUUGACGUAUCAAAGAAACCUACAGAAGAAGCACCUAUUUCUCCCAAGAGUGACAUCAGUGUUAGUGCUAAGAGUGAUGUUAGUUCUAAGAAGGAAGACAUAUUUGGUACUGACGUAUCAAAGAAACCAACAGAAGAAGCACCUAUUUCUCCUAAAAGUGACAUCUCUGUUAGUGCUAAGAGUGAUGUUAGUUCUAAGAAGGAAGAGAUAUUUGGUAUUGAUGUAUCAAAGAAGCCAACAGAAGAAGCGCCUAUUUCUCCUAAAAGUGACAUCUCUGUUAGUGCUAAGAGUGAUGUUAGUUCUAAGAAGGAAGACACUGUAUGUACUGAUUUUAGUUCCAAGAAAGAAGCUUUAGAUAUUGAUGUAUCUAAGAAAACAGCUGAGGAAGCCUUACAUUCUCCAAAAAGUGACAUCUCUGUUAGCACAAAGAGUGAUGUAUCUAGAAAGGAAGAUGCACUGGAUAUUGAUGUCAUGAAGAAAUCAUUUGAUGAAACUGCAAGUGUUAAGAGUGACAUAAGCUCUAAGAAAGAAGACAUAAUCAAGUCAAAGGAUGAAGCUCCAGUGUCACCAAAGAGCGAUGUUUCCAUCAGUGCUAAGAGUGAUUUCAGCUCUUCAAGUGCAAAGGAGGAAGUGGGUCUUUUGAUGAUUGAUACUACUAAAAAGCCUCUUGAUGCUGCACCAGAAUCUCCAAAGAGUGACAUAUCUGUGAGUGAGAAGAGUGACACUAGUUCUAAAGCUGGUAAAGAGAGCAUUACAAAGAGUAUCACAGAAGAUAUGCCACUUUCAUCAAAGAGUGAUAUUUCUGUCAGUGCAAAAAGUGAUACAAGUUCAAUGGCUGGGAAAUUAGAACCAUUGACCGUUGAAGUUUCAAAGGUAUCUACUGAACAGAAAUUACUCUCUAGUGAUAAAUCAGAAAGUCUUAAGAGCGAUAGGAGCUUUAAGGACGAGCCAAAGAAAGGUGAAAUUCCAGUUUCUCCAAAAAGUGACAUCUCACUAAGCCUAAAAAGUGAUGUAAUUCCCGAAGAUGCAUUACAUAAACCCAUGGAUGGAGCACCUAUAUCCCCUAAGAGUGACACUUCACUUAGUGCAAAGAGUGAUGUUAGCUCUAAGGAUGUUUCCAAGAAGUCAACUGACAAAGUGCCACUUGCUCCUAAGAGCGAUGGCAGUCUUAAGAGUGACAUUGAUAAAUCUGGCAUGCUCACUAUAAAAGAAAAAGUUCAAUCAGCAGAAAUGCCUUCAGAAAGUGUCAAAGUGACACAGCCUUAUUUAGAUUCAGGUGUAAGUGAAGAGCCAGUAUAUGCUAUGCUGAAAGCAGAACGUGCAGAAAUUGUAACUGUUUCUCCAGACACCACUCCAGGAUCGACACCACUGUCACCAACCUCACGUGAGGUCGGUGCACCUUUCCCUGUUACAUCCAGCUUUACUACAACUGCAGUUCAAAGAGAAAAGUCGGAUGUUAUGACUUCCUCAAUUUAUGAAGAAACAACUGCUACAUUUACAGAGGAUAUUUCUGAUGCAAUGGCUACAUCUAUGCAUGGAGGUUUUGACAUUAUGACUUCCUCUAUGUAUGAGCCCAGUGAAGAUCUCAUGUCUUCAUCCAUGUAUGGAGAAGACUUUAUUACACAUGGUGUGCUUGAUGAGGACACUAAAUAUACAUUACAAGAAUCUACUGUGGCCUUAACCAAAACUGACAAGCCUGGAGACAUGAUGUCAGCUUCAAUGUAUGGCACCCUUGCGGGAGAUGACCUUCAGAAGUCCACAGAUGAAACUCUUCCAAGUGUCUCACGCAGUAAGACACAGCUGGAUGAUCAAAAGUCUACACCUUACACUGAGUCUCCUCGUAGUGAUCUUCCGUCAAUGUCACCACGCAGUGAUGGGUAUGAAGCUGAAUUAAGUGGUCAGUUUGAGAGUCGUGAUGAAGAUCAGCCUCCUGCUUCUCCACGUUCAGAUAUCUCAUCCAUAUCAGACAUUGUGCGACGAGAACAAAAACAUCCUGUGACUGAAAAGUCAAUGAUGGAGACCAGCAUGGUUGUGAUGGAUAGUGGUCGGUCUAUGUCUCCAAAGAGUGACACCACCGUAAGUGAUAUCGCAGCAAAGGAUGGUUUAGACUCAUUAGAUUCCUUUAGACUACAACCUGUCCUUGACACAGAUAGAGACGCAGAUGAAGGAAAGCCCCUUUCUCCUCGCAGUGAUACUUCCGGCAAGAGUGAAGCUUCUGGAAAGGAUUCUGCUUAUGAUGACAGGGACAAAUUAUCUAGUCUGGAAAACAUUGUGCGACGAGAACAAAAACAUCCUGUGACUGAAAAGUCAAUGAUGGAGACCAGCAUGGUUGUGAUGGAUAGUGGUCGGUCUAUGUCUCCAAAGAGUGACACCACCGUAAGUGAUAUCGCAGCAAAGGAUGGUUUAGACUCAUUAGAUUCCUUUAGACUACAACCUGUCCUUGACACAGAUAGAGACGCAGAUGAAGGAAAGCCCCUUUCUCCUCGCAGUGAUACUUCCGGCAAGAGUGAAGCUUCUGGAAAGGAUUCUGCUUAUGAUGACAGGGACAAAUUAUCUAGUCUGGAAAGCCAGACCUUGCCAUCUAUUACAAGUGAUGUAAAAAUUGAACAGACAUCUGUUGUAGAGAAGCAUGUAGGUCUACAAGAAACUCAAGCUUCAGCAAAAACAAUGCUCAUAAGUGAAGUUUCAACUACAGAUAAACUCCAAAAGGUUUCUGAAUCUGUUUCUGAAAGCACAAAGAGUGAUAGCACUACAGUAUUUUCGACUAUCCAUAGGUCGACUACCGAGGUCAGUAGCAAAGAUAGCACAAAGGUUAUGGUAGACAAAUCAGAUGUGUCCAAAAGCACAAAGUCAGAAACAUUAACAGAUGUUGCAUCUCUGAAGACUAAAACAGGCAUGGAAGAUGAAACAUCUGUUAGUUUUAAGGGAGAAGCAACAUACUCAGAAACUCAAGAAGCCAUAAUGGUAUCUCCAAAGAGUGAUGCUUCUGCAAGCUCAAAGAGUGAUGUAACAUCUGUAGAUGCAAAGGACCUGCCAAAGGAUCCAUCAUAUCUUGGGGAACAACCUAAAGUAACAACAGGAUCAUCUGAAAGUGACAUAUCUGAAGGCAUAUUUAAAGAAGAAAUCAGUGAGACUGUGAAAUCAUUUACAGAGGCGUUUGGAGUCAGUGAAGUGGUUCAGGGAAUCAAAACAGCUGUGACCACAAGUAAGACUUCCUUCCAAGAUUUCAAGGAACCUGCUUCUCCACCUCCUUCACCAGUAAAAUCCAUAGGUAAACCUGAUUUCCCUGUUUCGUCAAGCACAUCUUCCCUCCAAGAAAGUGAAUCUUCAGUCUUUGGGAAAGCUGAAUCAGUUACCAAAGAUGAAAUCAAGAGUAGAGAUACAACCUUUACUUCAGCUGUAACAGCAGAAGAAUCUUCUACAACCAGUUCUCUCACACGAACAUUCAUAUCAUCAGUACAUGACUCAUCUAUAUCAACCUCUACCACUACAACGUCAGCAUCUAAACUUGCAUUUACUGUUGCUGAUGACAAAAAACUAUCUGAUCUUCCUGUAUCUAAGCCAGUCAAAGGAGAUGACAGAAGACCAUCAUCUGAUAAGUCUUCGCCACCUCCUCCGCCCUCCUCUUCCUUCUCCUCCUCCAGUGGUGUUGAGGGUAUUGUGAAAGAGGUUAAAGAAAGUAAAGACCAUAUCGAAACAACUUCAGCUAUUAUUGCAGAAAAGCUCAUGGCUGAAGUUGAAGAGAUCACUUCAAGCAAGACACAAACUUCAACCUCCGAGCAAGUGUCAACCGAAGAGUACAAGUCUGUCACUGCCAUUACUGAUAAGUCUAGUUCUGUUAAGGAAACAUUAUCCUCUGUAGUAUCUUCACAGGCGACUCAUAUUAAGGAUAGUCAGGAAUUUAGUAGCACCAGUCACUUUAUGAAGGAACACACUGAAGAGACUACAGACCAAAAGGAAAUAUCACAAAAGUACUUCACAACUGAAAAGCCUAAAACUGAAGCAAUUAUUAUGCAACGCAUAGUUAGUGAUGAACCUGUAAAAACGGUGAGAACUUCUGAUCAGCCAUCAGUUUCUGAAACCGUUUCCACAAAGACGAUAAUAGGGCAAACGAUUGUCAGUGGUGAACCUACAGAAACAGUAGAAACUAUUGAUGAGGCUUCAGAUUCCAUGACAAAAACAACUGUUAGAACUGUUGUUCCAGAAGGUGAGCCCACUGAAUAUGAGACUUACGAAGAGCCUACUGAUUCUGAAACAAUAACAAGGAGAAUUGUAAGGCGAGUAAUUGUCCAUGAAGGGGAGCCAGUAGAGACAGUGGAGUCAUUUGAAGAACCAGAUUCUGACACAGUAGCUACAAAGAAAAUCAUAAAAACUAUUGUUGGUAAAGAUGAACCAAGUGAAACAGAAGAGAUAUUUGAUGAACCAACUGAUUCCAAGACUGUAACAAGGAGAAUUGUAAAACGAACUAUCAUUAGUGCAGGUGAACCCACAGAAUCAGUAGAAACUGUAGAAGAGCCAUCUGAGACCACUACAAAAAGGACAGUUAUUAGAAGAACCAUUGUCAGUGGUGGUGAACCAGUCGAAACUAUAGAGACUGUAGAACCCUCAGAAUCUGAGUCUGUUACUAGAACCACUGUAAAGCGAACCAUCAUUAGUGGAAGUGAACCUUCCGAAACAGUGGAGACUUUUGAAGAACCAUCAGAAUCAGGUACUGUUACUAAGAGAACAGUCAUAAGGAGAACCAUUGUCAGCGGUGGCGAACCAGUUGAAACUGUAGAGACUGUAGAAGAACCUUCAGAAUCUGAAUCUGUCACUAGAACCACUGUAAAGCGAACCAUCAUCAGUGGAAGUGAACCCUCUGAGACAGUUGAGACUGUGGAAGAACCGUCAGAAUCAGGUACUAUUACUAAGAGAACUAUUAUCAGGAGAACCAUCGUCAGCGGUGGGGAACCAGGUGAAACUGUAGAGACUGUAGAAGAACCUUCAGAAUCUGAAUCUGUCACUAGAACCACUGUAAAGCGAACCAUCAUCAGUGGAAGUGAACCCUCUGAGACAGUUGAGACUGUGGAAGAACCGUCAGAAUCAGGUACUAUUACUAAGAGAACUAUUAUCAGGAGAACCAUCGUCAGCGGUGGGGAACCAGGUGAAACUGUAGAGACUGUAGAAGAACCUUCAGAAUCUGAAUCUGUCACUAGAACCACUGUAAAGCGAACCAUCAUCAGUGGAAGUGAACCCUCUGAGACAGUUGAGACUGUGGAAGAACCGUCAGAAUCAGGUACUAUUACUAAGAGAACUAUUAUCAGGAGAACCAUCGUCAGCGGUGGGGAACCAGGUGAAACUGUAGAGACUGUAGAAGAACCUUCAGAAUCUGAAUCUGUCACUAGAACCACUGUAAAGCGAACCAUCAUUAGUGGAAGUGAACCUUCCGAAACAGUGGAGACUUUUGAAGAACCAUCAGAAUCAGGUACUGUUACUAAGAGAACUAUUAUCAGGAGAACCAUCGUCAGCGGUGGGGAACCAGGUGAAACUGUAGAGACUGUAGAAGAACCUUCAGAAUCUGAAUCUGUCACUAGAACCACUGUAAAGCGAACCAUCAUCAGUGGAAGUGAACCCUCUGAGACAGUUGAGACUGUGGAAGAACCGUCAGAAUCAGGUACUAUUACUAAGAGAACUAUUAUCAGGAGAACCAUCGUCAGCGGUGGGGAACCAGGUGAAACUGUAGAGACUGUAGAAGAACCUUCAGAAUCUGAAUCUGUCACUAGAACCACUGUAAAGCGAACCAUCAUCAGUGGAAGUGAACCCUCUGAGACAGUUGAGACUGUGGAAGAACCGUCAGAAUCAGGUACUAUUACUAAGAGAACUAUUAUCAGGAGAACCAUCGUCAGCGGUGGGGAACCAGGUGAAACUGUAGAGACUGUAGAAGAACCUUCAGAAUCUGAAUCUGUCACUAGAACCACUGUAAAGCGAACCAUCAUCAGUGGAAGUGAACCCUCUGAGACAGUUGAGACUGUGGAAGAACCGUCAGAAUCAGGUACUAUUACUAAGAGAACUAUUAUCAGGAGAACCAUCGUCAGCGGUGGGGAACCAGGUGAAACUGUAGAGACUGUAGAAGAACCUUCAGAAUCUGAAUCUGUUACCAGAACCACUGUAAAGCGAACCAUCAUCAGUGGAAGUGAACCCUCUGAGACAGUUGAGACUGUGGAAGAACCGUCAGAAUCAGGCACUGUUACCAAGAGAACAGUCAUAAGGAGAACAAUUGUUGGCAGUGGUGAACCGACGGAAACUGUUGAAGAAUCACCACAGUAUGAUACAGUAUCAACACGAAAAAUAAUAAAACGAACAAUUAUCAGUGGAGGGGAACCAACAGAAACUGUAGAGACUGUAGAAGAACCUUUGGAAUCUGAUGCUGUAACACGAACAACCAUUAGGCGAACUAUUAUAGGUGGAGAUGAACCCACUGAAACUGAUGAAACAGUAGGAGCAGAUUCUGGGACUGUAACAAAGACAUUUAUUAAACGAACCAUUGUCACUGGAAGUGAACCUACAGAGACAGUAGAAACUAUUCAGGAAACUUCAGAUUCUGCACCUGCAUCACAUACAGUUGUGAGAAAAACAACUAUUACAAGUGGUGAUGAAAAGACGGAGACAACAGAAACAGUUCAGAGACCCACUGGCGAUAAGUCUGGAUCAUCUGUAUUAAGAACCACUGAAGGAAAGGAACCAUCAGGUCUGGGAAUGGGUGAAUUACCUUCAGAGAGCAGAAUCAUCAGUACACUAAAGGAGUCGUCAAUCAGUUCUCUGGAGUCUUCAGAUAGUUUUGAAAUGAAAUCUGAAUCAACAAAAUCUACAUCAGAAACGAGUGAAAGUAAGAAGACAUUCAGUUCAGAAGAAUCUGUGAAAACAACUUCAUCUAGUAGUAAAUUCAGUUCUGACAUUUCAAAAUCCAGCUCUGAGACUACCCAUGAGGAUAUUAGAAGUUCAAGAGAAUCUGUCUCAACAAGUGAAGAGAGCACAAUGCAUGAAGGACAGAGAAUUAGUUCCAUCAGAAAGUCUUCAACAAGCAGCACAGAGGGUGCUCCAGGUAGCCCAAGGACUGGACGUGUAGUAGUAAGGAAAGUCACAACAGUGAUCACAAAAUACUAUGAAGAUGGGGAAGAAGUUCAGACAGAGGAAAUGCCUGGUGGAGAAGUUGUUGAAGUUCUUGGUGAUCAGCAAAUUUCAGAAGACAUUAUGCGUAAAAUCUCAGGUUCCUCAUCACCAUCUCCAAUUACCCGCAGGAAACAUUCCAGUGGAGUACCUGGGUCAUCAAUGACCUACACCACUUCACACUCACUCUCUGGUCCUUGGACAAGUGACGAAUCUCUCAGUGGUGAGCCAACUGUUAUUACACGUACUACUCGUACUGUAACAACUGACAGUGAUACUGAUGCCUCUGAGGGUGUGAUGGCUAGCACUGUCACCACAGUCACUCGACGAAUGAUGGGUGAUGAUGUAUCUGACAAAGAAGAACGACCUCUAUCUGCUAGCAGUGAUGCAAGUAGUAGGGAAGCUUUUAUGUCAUCACUCAAAGAAACACGGUCUGAGGCAAGAGAUGCAGUUAGUAAAGUUUCUACUAGUCAGCACCCAUCUGCAGCAUAUACAACACAUUACGGUGCUACAGGUCUGCAGUACCAAGAAGAAUAUGAUGAUGAGCCUGUGUAUGAGUACCAUCCUCCUUCUGGAGCCCACAUGGAUCAGUUCAUGUAUGGUGAGCAAGCUGGAGACUAUGAUAAUGGAAAUCUACCAUCUCGAGCUAUGGAGCCAUCUAUGACCGAGAGUGAGGAUAAACUUAACAGAAACCAGGCAUGGAAAACUUCCAAGAUAAGCAAAGAAGAGGGAUCAACCACUUCUACAACUGUAACUACCACAUCAUCUGCAUCAAAAGAAAGUGAUGUAGCACGAGAUGCUAAAGAUACCUUGCAGAAGUGGGGUAAGCCUCUGGGCCUGCCAUCACCAGUGCCUGCACCAGCACCACUUCAGCCCUCAGAUAACCCAAGUACACACACCCCACGCAGAGAGCGCAAAACAAGCAGGAAGUCGAAGAGAACAGUUGCACCAGUUUAUCUGGACUUGGCGUAUGUGCCUCAUGCUGCUAACCCCAAUUACUCCAAUGUUGAUUUCUUCAGGAGAGUGAGAGCGCGAUACUACGUCUUCUCAGGCAUCGACCCUGGCAGGGAGGUGCUUGAUGCCCUCCUCCAGGCCAAGAUGGAAUGGGAAGAUAAAGAAUUGGAGGUAACGAUCAUUCCCACCUAUGACACUGACGCUCUGGGCUACUGGGUGGCUGCCAAUGAAGACGCACUCAUCGCCAACAAAAUUGACCUCGCCCCAUCAGCUUCACGUUGUACUAUCAACUUGCAAGAUCAUGAGACGAGCUGCAACGCCUAUCGUCUUGAGUUCUGAGCAACUUGAGACUACCCCUCUUCGCCUGUGUUCGACCACCGUAUACAUCCAUGCCCGACUUGUGCUUUGGGGUGUUGUGCUCUGGGCACUCGACAACCCCUUCCCCGCUGCCUUCCACAAGAAUUUGAGCUCUUACUAAGCCGUCUGUGUCCUCAAAUCCUAGUGAUUAGUGCUGACUAGGCCAUCCACAGUAUUUUCGUUGAAUGACCAUUUCACACAAGCGUGAAAUCAAGUUUUUUGUUCUACAAAUUGUAGUACCUUUGUCUUUCGAGACGGGUGUCAUAACAAGGUUCGUGAUAAUGAAUUUUGAUUUAUUGGAAAAAAGGCCGGUAUUUCACUGGAUUUAACAAAAAAGUGAAUGUUCUGCUAUUAGUAGUAGCAUAAUCAGUCACUCACCAUAGAUGGUUCCAUGUCUCCACUGUGUAUAAACAGAUUAAAUAUAUAUUCAAUAUAAUGACGAAACGGAUAAUGACCUCUUAUGAACCCGAAUUCUACAUUUAUCAAAAGGCACAUAGAAACUGUGCCGAGAAUUACACCAAUUGUGAAUUGUUCUGUUAAGUGACACCAAGAAUGAACACUCCUGUGACCGAAUAGGGCUAAGCAAUAUGCAUUUUACUGUAAAUCGAUAAAUAGGAUUAUACACUUAUUCAGCGUGAUAUCUACUGCAGUCUCUAGGUAGGCCAUGAUGCAGACAUGGCUAAGAAACAGAUUGCUCAUUUUGUAAAAUAAAGCGUUAUGAAACUGUUCUUGACAGUGAUAAGCUAUAUAGAGUUUAAGGCAUAUAUUAAAAAAAAAAGAGUUAAAAAUGUCUUUGUUAUGAUAUGAUAAGAUGUAUACUAGUAGUUUAUAAUCAGCCGGUUGAUGAGAGCUAGGCCUAUUUUUCUUGAGCGGGGCUGAGAAGUUACAAUAUUCUUUAUCUUCCAGAAGGUGAAUGUUUGGGAAUACAGGGAGAAUGAGUGAGAAAUUAUGACUUUUAUCUCUGGAACAACAGUCUCUAACGUCCACAGAAGCAGCUUAGUACAUACUAAUUAUGACACAUAAUUAUGAUUAUUUUCGAUAAUAUGGUACUCAUGUUUUGAUGAUAUGCUGGAGUCCAUGUUAUGAGUCGCUGAGAAAGAGUCUUGACUUGACUGUGUUAGCCACGAAUAUACUCCUAUACAGACUAUGUACUCAUUGCUUUUUCCGUAUGUGCUAAAUAGUAUACGUGUUACUGGAGUGGUAUGAAUGUCUUUUUGUGAUUUCCAGUGUAUUGCUUAAUAUGCCUUGCUAUUAGUAACUUUUCAACUUAUUUUUACUUUUGAGCAAGUCGUUUCUUUUUAAAAGAUUUAUGAGCAUUCCAUAAUCAGUCCAAAACAAGAAAUAAAACAGGAAUGAUAUAAGAAAAGUGUGAAGUGAUGCACCUUCAAGGACAGAUUAAGCUGAUGGACCUUUAUUAUAUUGGUGCUACAACAGACGGACUUGCAAGUCACAAGUUUCAUGCACGAGCCGUUAUGAGGUGCUGGAAGCCAUGGGGGUGGCUCCACUGCCCAGGAUUACGUGCAUGUGGCGGACGAGCAAUUUGGUAUGAAAAUGGAGAGGAAACAGUGUAGAAAAUGUUGAAAAAGGUAAUAUGCCUUUCAAAGUGCCGCAGCUUCUGUAGGUCAAAUUGGUCACUGACACUAGUUUCCGAAGACAUUACCAAGGGCUUGGAUACUGCUUUCCUGCGUGGAAGCUCCUUCUAAUGACCAAAUAGUCAUGGUCAACUGCCAGUAAUGCCUAUUCGUGAGGAGUGAUAUCUAUUUAAGACAGAUUUCUAAGAUAAACGACAACGUUCCGUGGUGGUGUCUUCAGAGACAUAGUACACGCCUAUCACGUCCUCUUCACCAGGGUAUGAAGAGGCCUACAUCCAUGCACCACAGGCCAAGUUAGAUUACUGUGAUUAAAAAUCUCACCGAAGUCUUGCCAUUGGAGUUUCUCGCCAGAGGUUCAGUUCCUGUGUUAUCCACGAGCAUUGAAGAGAGAACCACUUACCAUCAAAUUAACACAGGGACUGUUCUCUGGGGGUCACUCGCCUGACCAGGACGUGUGAGAAAGUGUCCUGUGGGGCCUGGAACUGUGUGACCAGAAGAGUUGUAAGGUUCAUAUGUUUCAUGUGAUGGCUUUAGGUGCUUAUUGGCAAAACCAGAGCUUCAUGCCCCUUAGCUUAUUUAUUGCAAAAUUUAGGACCUUGAUGGUUCUUUAUCAGGUUGAGUUGCCACCUUAAGAAUAAAAAAAUUAAACCCAAAAUAUUGUAUCCCCUUUCCUUUAUGUACAGGAAGACUUGGAUGAAAAACUUUAAAGUUUUAACUAAGUGAAAGUGAUUUUUCAGAGAAAAUGUCUGUGAGUGAAAAGGUUAGUGCAACUGGAAUUUUUUAUUUAUUUAUUCUCCAACACUGUGCCCUAUAGAAGUUCAUGAGUGCCUGACACUCUGAAAUUUAUUCUUUUUAAAGGUUGAAUGACAUGUGAUAUGAUAAUCAUAUUUAUAAGCUAAUAGAGUGGUGGCGGCGCUACAGAAAAUAAUAAAAAAAUAUAUAAAUAUAUAAACAAGCGAAAGAGGAUAUUAAACAAGAAUAACUAAACUGUACAGUGGCUUUUAGGCAUUUCUGUCACAACCAUUGCUCUUGCAUCAUGGCAGUUUAGGUUGUUUUACCCUACUUUUCGAUUUUUUUUUUUUUCAAUUUUCUUUUUUAACCACGAAAUCAAGAGCUCCCUGAAGACCCCAGAAUGCGAAAUAUUCCGACCAUGUCCUUUUUCGUCGCUGUGGAGGCACUCGUUUCAUUUUUUGCAUCACUUGGUAUUUUGGCCACUGACUUUUUAAACACGCUGACGAUUCAGGGUCUUCAGCACAGCUCUUACAUAAACCUGAUUUCAUGGACUCAUCAUGUUAUAUCCAGCCUGUGCACUUUGUCGUGUGUUUGAAUUAUAAAAGAUGAUGAAAAUAUAAAAAGGGAAGAUAUUUACAGUAUAUUACAAUGGCGGGAUUUGCGAAUGAUAACUACGAAAAUGAAUGAGAGAAAAAAUAAAUCUCGCCAGUGUUCACCUUCUCUGAUGAUAACAAGAUGGGAUUGAACCCUGUUUGACUUUGUCAAUGGAGUUAUAAUCGCCGAUGUCGUCCUUAUUAAAGGUCAUGUAGUUUAUUGCUUAUGCUUCUCGCUCCAUGUCCCGUUACCUCUAGUCAAAAAAAUUAUUUAAAAAAUGAUUAAAAAAAUACUAGAAGUCUAGGAAUUUAUGAACUCUGCUGACACCUAUAAAGUGACUUGUUUAGCUAUUUUGAGUCUUGUGUAGUUUUUUCAUUAUGGUUCAUUUUCACUAUGUUGAGUAUAGGAAAAUAAACCCUAUUGAGUCUCCUUUUUGAGAUCAUAAUUGCUGGCCUUGUCACUAAUAUUACGCAUAUGUAUGGGAUAUCCUGUGACAUUAAAAGUAGAAUAAAA
Messenger RNA from Penaeus indicus, 17840 nucleotides. Its product is annotated as microtubule-associated protein futsch-like. The annotation marks the transcript as partial. Gene Ontology annotation, cellular component: dendrite; microtubule; synapse. Gene Ontology annotation, biological process: dendrite development; regulation of microtubule depolymerization; microtubule cytoskeleton organization. The record is from RefSeq and is a predicted model, not a curated record. The transcript has 15 exons. NCBI's taxonomy places the organism in Eukaryota, Metazoa, Arthropoda, Malacostraca, Decapoda, Penaeidae. Gene Ontology annotation, molecular function: actin binding; microtubule binding.